ACAGGGAGGCGCUGUAACUUAUUUUCUUGCCUAGCACUGUCGUCAAGGAAUGGAAGUGUAAGGCUAGCCGAGUGGUAGCUUUGGCAAUGUUGCCACUAUCAGAAUGAUAUCGCAGCGGGACAGAGGAGAACUGGCUCGGUUUUAUACUGUCACCGAUCCUAAAAAGCACCCGAAAGGCCACACUGUGUACAAAGUCACCGCAAGGAUCAUCUCCAGGAAGAACCCAGAGGACGUGCAAGAGAUAACGGUAUGGAAGAGAUACAGUGAUUUCCGGAAGCUGCAUCAGAACCUCUGGCAGUUGCAUAAGAGCGUGUGUAGCCAGUCGGAGCUGUUUCCUCCGUUUGCAAAGGCCAAAGUCUUCGAUCUGCGCUUUGUCUGGCGUUUUGAUGACUCGGUAGUUGAGGAAAGAAGACAGUGCUCUGAGGACCUGCUGCAGUUCUCCGCUAAUAUCCCUGCGCUCUAUAGCAGUCAGCACAUCCAAGAUUUCUUCAAGGGAGGCGACGUCCACGACGGCUCCGAGCUCAUUGGGCCGGCUGAGCCCUUUUCAGACUUCUUGGCAGACACUUCAUCAGACUGCAGCUCCGACGUUCAAAGAGACAUUAGUGGUGCGGAUGAUUUGACCAUCACAUCUGAAUAUGGUGGCCCGUCCAGUGGCAGCGCCCUGACCCCCCUGGCCGUGGGCACAGACUCCUUGGCUGGGCUGGAUGAUGGCAUGGCCUCAGGCCGCACGUCCCCAAACCAGCCACAGGGGGGAGCCAUCCGCACUAGCAGCAGCUGCAGCCCCCGCUUGCCCUCCCUGCGCCCUCGCCGCACCCCAUCUCCCGCCCCCGCCCCCCCAGCAGCAACCCCGGAGGUCAGCCGGCCAGGCCGAACGCCGCUCUUCUCCGGCCGUCUGAAGAAAGCCGGCGGCGACGGCCCAAAGGACGGGAAGUCCGACUACCUCGACGGGGCCAGUGAGCUCAUCUGUUUGGCUGUCGAGAAGGAAAAAGAGCGGGACUUUCAGGCAGCUUUCUCCUGCUAUCGCAGCGGAGUGGACCUGCUGCUAAAAGGAGUGCAAGGUGAGCCCAGUCCCACGCGGCGAGAGGCGGUGAAGAAGAAGACCGCCGAGUAUCUGAUGCGUGCAGAACAGAUAUCCAGCCAGCAUCUGAGAAGCAACAUGGGUCAAGGGUCGACGCAGACCGCGGCUUUGGGGGCACAAUGCUGCCCAUCCACCACCAGAGGAGGCCAGCAGAGUCCAUCUGAGGAGCUGAGAGCAUACAGGGUGUUGGGGGUCGUAGACAAGGUUCUUUUGGUCAUGGACAAGAGAACCAAAGAGAUGUUCAUCCUGAAAGGUCUGAGAAAGAGCAGUGACUGUUGGCGAACGAAGCGGACCAUCAUGCCUCAUUCUGUGCCCCACAUGGUGCAGCUGAGGAAGUUCGUUGUCUCUGAAGACACAGUUUUCCUUCUGCUGCAGUACGCUGAAGGGGGGAAGCUGUGGUCUCACAUUGCAAAGUACCUGCGUGACUGCAGCCCGGAGGAGAGCUUCGACAUUCCCUUCAUCCAGAAGAGCCACACGACGGCCGUGCACUCUCCGCAGCACGCCGCGCCGCGGCUCGACGUGGACCCGGCCGGUCCCGGCUCCGGGCCGGCGUCCCCUUCUGCUUCGGUGUCCGAGCUACGGAACCAGGCGGAGACGCCGAGGGCGUCUCCCAGGAAACGUGCUCUCCCUCCCGGGCUCGCCGGGGCCCAGUCGGACUCCGGAGCCACCUCGGAGGAAGAGUGCACCAACAGUUACUUGACACUCUGCAAUGAGUACGAACAAGACAAAGUCGAACCAGACGCACUGGAGGAGGAGGAGGAGGAGAAGAGCGAACAGGAAGUGCCCUCGCUGGAGGCGCCGGCCGCUACGACCACCGCUUCCUCGCGCAGCCGCUCGCUGCUUAGCAACGACAGCCUCUCGUCGCCCGUCAGCCCUCGGGACCUCGCCUUUUUCACCGAGGCGUCCGACAAAAGUGGCCACGCCCUCGACGACGAGCGGUGCCGCGGCGAGGAGCAGGACCACAGCGAGGUGUUCAGCCCUCUGCCGUCCCCCGCCGCGCCCCUGCCUUUGGAUCAGUCCAAGCACACGCCGAUGGAGUUUUUCCGGAUCGACAGCAAAGACAGUGCAAACGAGGUGACCUGUCCGGACCCAGGGGAGCAGCGGCCUCCUCAGAAGCCGGUUUCACUCCUUUCUACAUCUGACCUGGGCUCGGACGUCCCCGAGGAUCCUCCGGAGUGGGCUCAGGAGGUCACGGGCCACAGCUCCGGGCUUUGGGGGUUGGACUGUAGCGACGGAGGCUCCAAUGAGUCGGUGCCAGUCAUCUCGUUUAAAGAGGCGGUGGUGGAGGACGAGGGUCACCCGCCAGACCUUUUGGUCAACCUGCCGGUAACGGGUGGGACUGUGGACUCUUUACAAGAGGACGUAGCCCCCCCGGGGCUGGGCCUUGGCCUGGAGGCCACCGCCUCGCCUAAGAAGUUCAUCCAGCCUGAUGUUUUACAGCUUCACAGCCAGCCCGAGGAGGAGGGGGAGGAGCUUUCACCUCUACGUACGACCUCUGCAACUCGCGACACCAAAGUCGCAUCCUCCUCUCCCUUCAACCCGGUGUGGGACGACUGCAGCGUGGCCUCCGGGCCACAGGCGUCUGACACAAUGGUGGUUCACCCUACAUGCCAAAACACUUGCCUUGACCUUCCAGUGACUGACGCACUAAAUGGGAAACUAGGGGCUGGUACAAGAGUAGAUACGGACCUGGUUUCUGACCUCUGCGGCAAAAGCACAGACUGUAUCCCGGCCACGAACGGGGCCAAGGCGUGCGCGGUGGCCGAGGGUUUAUUCGGCCUAGAGGGUGAAUCAUCGGGGGUUAUCGGUAAUGCAGGGGGCUGCGAGUUUGAUAAAGAAGUGUCGCGGCUGUUCGCGGAGCUGGACGAGCUGUCGUUGGCCGCGUCCCAAGUUCGUAUCCCGGAGGCGUUCGUACGAUGCUGGGCCGCGGAGAUGGUGACAGCCCUGGACUUCCUGCACCAAGACGGCAUCUUCUGUCGAGACCUCAACCCCAACAACAUCCUGCUCGACCACCAAGGUCACAUUCAGCUCACCUACUUCGGCAGCUGGAAUGAUGUGGAGGAGUCCUGCAACAAGGAGGCCAUCGCCAAUAUGUACUGUGCACCAGAGGUGGGAGGAAUCGGCGAGGAGACCGCGGCGUGCGAUUGGUGGAGUUUGGGCGCCGUCCUCUACGAGCUGCUGACCGGCACGUCUCUGCUGCGAUGCCAUCCGGCAGGAAUCGGUCGCCACACGGCGCUCAGCAUCCCCGAGUCCGUUUCAGAGGAGGCCAGGUCUCUGCUGGAGCAGUUGCUCCAGUACAACCCAGCAGAGCGGCUGGGGGCAGGUGCGGGAGGCGUGGAUGACAUCAAAUCCCACCCUUUCUUUGCCAGAGUGGACUGGCCCAAAUAGACGCCGCGCAUGGCGGGACUGCAGAAACCAGAGCUGCAUGCUGGGACGCCGGCUGUCCUGAACGGAUCCCUCUCAGACCGCGAACACGAACAGAGAGAAAAUACAAACGACGCAUUUCGGCGCGCGUCUCCCGUCGGCCAGUCAGUCCCCCGUCUACUUCCCACGGAAUCUGCCAAGAAGCAGUAUUACUUUCCUCGUACAAUGUUUAUUUAUUUAUCUCGGAGAGGGUUUACUGUGUGACUGUCGGUGCAGGGAACACUAAACAGCAUGCGCGGUGCAAUACACGAUGCAAUAAGUGCUGCUACAGAGCGGUGAUGCACACAGACAUUGUUGCUUUUACGCUCCUCGCGCACCAGUUGCGGUGAAAUGGGACAUUUUUUGCGUUUACAUUUAUUAAGUUGUGUUCCCCAUUUGAGUUGAGUGAAGGCUGCAGACAGCUAGUAUCUUUGUAAAGAUGUAGUGGAGUAAAGUCUGCCCCCCGCCCCUCCCUUUUGUUCCUUCCUCAGGUAAACACUGAUGGCUCGGUCAGCACUUUUGGCGUUGUUUGCGCGGUUAGCUGCUUGCCGCCUGGUUGACUUAAUAGAAAUUCUCCCAAAUCUCGUAGGUUGUGUCGUACAUUCAACUUUCCUGAAAACACAAACAAGCGAAAAAGAAACCCAAGUGUGUGGCCGCCCUACACAUUCAUUUUAGCGCACCGAGCCCGUCGAGCAAAGCGAAUAAGGUGGUUGUGUUGCUCUUAUCCGAGGAACGGAUGCACACUACGAGAUCAAUGCACAAGUGUUUUCAGGCAGGAGGUGGUUUUGUUGUUAAGUGAAGUGUUUAGUUUAAAGAAGAUUGAGUUAUUUAAUUGUAGCUUGAGGAAGUGUCUGUUUGAUGCCUCCUCCCUGCACACACGGGGGCCCUUUUACAAAUCUGUUUUAAUAAAAGACAAAGACAGAAAACGCUGUACUUUUCACUACAUUUAUUUUCUGCAUGGAAGAAAUUAUGAUUGAUGUAAUUUAUGUAAUACUUUGACAAUUCUAUCAAACAAUAAAUGAUGUGUGUCUUGUAAAUACACCUUGAAAGGAUGUUGUGCGGGUCUCAACAACGUCCGGCGUGUCAAUCAAAUCCUUUUCAUUUUAUUGUGUGUGUGGUUUUGGGGACAACACAAUGUGCUAUCUUGUAACAGAUCUUAAUGCUGGUUUUGUCAUCUUCAUGUAUAAUAAUCAGAGUUUUGAGAUUUAUUUGAGCAGAAAUUCCUCCUGAAACCUUUUUCCAACACACAUCCAACCACCUUAUAUGCUUUACUGCAUAAUAUAAAUGACCAGGCCCAUGUUCCUCCUCCGCUAAUCACACUUCAAAUCUUAUUUUUCUCCUGUGCGUCGGCACCGGUCCGUCUUCAUAACAAUAAACAUACCUGGACGACCACGUC
Molecule: messenger RNA, 4877 nt
Organism: Gasterosteus aculeatus aculeatus (three-spined stickleback)
Lineage: Eukaryota; Metazoa; Chordata; Actinopteri; Perciformes; Gasterosteidae
Gene: rps6kc1
Product: ribosomal protein S6 kinase polypeptide 1
Biological process (GO): protein phosphorylation
Cellular component (GO): early endosome
Molecular function (GO): protein kinase activity; phosphatidylinositol binding; ATP binding
Source: RefSeq, a predicted model, not a curated record